AUGGCGACUUACUCUCCUCAUCGUGAGGAUCGAGAAGCUGUUCACCAUCACUCACCCAAAGCCAUCUCACACUUUGAUGCUAUCCGAGAAAUCCGACGUUCCUUGUCUCGCUCGCCCUCCAAAACAUCGGACUUUCGUCAGUAUCCGUUUCGGUCACCAGGAGCGAGCAAUCUUCCCUUCUCUCCUUCACCGCUUUCACCAUCACGGAAGUCUACAUCAGAGACCUUGUCACAGAUGGCCAGUAUAAUAUCUCCGCACUCUAGUCGAAAUUCCCAAACUCCCCGAUUUCAAAGACCGAUUCUCCGGCGCACUACCCAAACGCAUGGACUGAACCGUAUUCGAACGUCUCCCAAGAGCCCUUCCAAACGGGUCCUAGCAGAUUCAAGCGACGGUGGAAACUCUUCUCCUCUGCCAUUACGAAAGCGAAGCUCGACGGAAGCAGAGCGUGAGCUUGCCUUAAAAUGCUUGACAGGUGAAGCGAACGAAAAUGAUUCACGUCCACCGGAAGAGCCACUCACCUGGAAGACUGCACAAACACGGCAGGAGAAGCGUCGAAGUGGAGGUACUCUCAUGUCUACAAUUGCUCCUCUCAGUCCGAUGAAGCGGACAGAAGGGCCUCAAUCGGAUGAAAGUCAAUCAUUCGAAAAUUCAGCAAAGAGACGAAGCCUUCAUGGUCCUGGACUCGACUUCAGUAUUUUUGAAUCAGAUGACUUAGACGGAGGCAUGUUCAUAGACAAGCGCUCCCAAGAUGACAACGACUUCUUUGGUGGCAACAACUCCCUGUCCUCGACUCGAUUUUCAACCAUUCCCAAGCGCUCAUCGUCUUUGCGUAAAUCAACAUUACAGCAACGGCAGCUUGACCGGCCCAGCAAUCUGAAAUUCAACCAUGUCAUGGACUUGGACAAGUCCUGGCUUGAGUCGUCCACACCACCAACGAGCAGUAAGAGAGGGUUCAGGAUGUCCUUGGACAAUCACCUCGAACCGAUGCGCCGUGAAAGCCCGUUUUCAAGCCAAGGGAGUUUGCCCAACGCCUCAAUACAUCCGGCAACAUCCAUCCAGAACAGCCAACAACUAUCCCGCCAUCCUCUGUCGCGUACUUUGACCCAAUCAUCUUCAUUCACAGGUGAUGAAGACGACUCUCCCACCCACGAGCCUGUUCAUCGACCAAACAGGCCAAGAUCGCAUGAUUUUUCGAAGUCAUUGCCAAUUGGAGCCUCAAGACCAGUGCCAUCCCCAGAAAAUCAUGAAUUUCCCACUCAAAAUUCAUUCGCAACUCCAGGAAACUACAAAGCAGCGAAGCCACUACCUGCAGCCUUCAUGUCAACAGGUUUGAUCUCGAAGAGAAAUAGAAAUGUUGAAGAUCCCAAUGCUGGCCUACCGAAAGCUCACAUGCCUGAUACGCCAUGCAAAAAACAGUCUGUGUUAUUUCAAGCCGAUGAAAAGUUCGCCGCCCCAAGACCUGCCGUUCACAGAGCAACACGACCUUCUUUUGGACAACCCUCUACUCCGUUGGAACCACAUCACACUCAACCCAAAAUCUCAGCAUUUCCUUUUGCUCGGAGCGCCGGCAUAUUUGGCACCCGCUCUAGCAAGCACAAUCUGCUCAGAAAAGGAAGCUUUGCAUCUAUUGAAAGUGACGAAAAGACAGAAUCUCGAUCGCCCUUGACUCGGGCCAAUAGCCAGUCAACUGACUCAGAUUAUCCCCCGACACCAACGAAGCACCUCCCUGACGGGCAGAGUCGCAACUCCAUCUCGCCCUCGCCUCACCAUAGUGGAGGGUUGACAACAACUCACAACGCACCCUCCUCCGGGUUUGGAGCCCGUUUGACCAACAGUAAGUUGUCUCCUAUUUUAGCAUCACCUAAAGGCGUCGAUAGGGACAGUGAUAGUAUGAUGGAGUAUUCUCCACCCGCCAACCUGAGACCUACAUCGGUGCCUAAGGUUAUUCCUAUGUCAGACUCUUAUACUCGCGCCCGAAUGUCCAAGAACCUCAGUUUCCCAGCUGCUCUCCCGAGGAAGGAUCCACCCAUCUCGAAUUUAAACUCUCCUGCGUUAGAUCGUGCUAAGAUGAUUUCUCUGUCUCUAGUCAGCCCACGUACUACGCCACAUACGCCCCUGGAAGGCUUCUUCCCCCCAGAUCCGAGCGGACUAACCAUCUCUGGUCGUGCUGAACGUCCUCGGAACCCAGGCAACACAGGUAAAGGCUCGAUUGUACCAGCAACUCCCACUGGACCGCGAGAAUACUUCUCGAAUUUCUCCAACCGUCCAAGCCUAAAUCUUACGGCUGUAGACGGUUCGAAUUUGGACAUCAGCUUGACUUCAAGAUUUGAGAAGGUGGAUUUGAUUGGUUCUGGAGAGUUUUCACAAGUAUUCCGUGUUUCACAACCACCCGAGGCAUCACCAUUCCACAAAAUUUAUUCGGUGUCUACAAGUCGUCCCUCACAAGGAUCAAUACCCGAGAAGGUCUGGGCAGUCAAGAAGUCAAGAUACCCGUACACUGGAGCCAAAGACCGCCAGCGAAAGAUUCAAGAAGUGGACGUGCUCAAGGCGCUAGGUCAUUCAGAUCAUAUCGUGACUUUUGUCGAUAGUUGGGAAGAACAGGGUCACCUCUACAUUCAAACAGAAUUUUGUGAAGAAGGUACACUUGAUGUUUUCCUCGCUCAAAUGGGGCUAAAAGCCAGGCUUGAUGAUUUCCGUAUCUGGAAAAUUCUACUCGAGCUAUCAGUGGGGUUGAAGCACAUUCAUGAGAGCGGCUUUAUCCAUCUCGACCUCAAACCUGCAAACAUUCUUAUCACAUUCGAGGGAGUUCUCAGGAUCGCCGACUUCGGAAUGGCAAGUCGAUGGCCUGCAAAGGCUGGUAUCGAGGCAGAAGGUGAUCGAGAAUACAUCGGACCUGAAAUACUGAUGGGACGAUACGAUAAGCCAGCCGAUAUCUUUGCGCUUGGUCUGAUCAUGCUGGAGACUGCUGGCAAUGUCGAGUUGCCUGAUAACGGCGUCUCAUGGCAAAAAUUGCGAAAUGGAGAUAUGAGUGAUGUUCCUAGCCUCACCUGGAGUUCCGGGACUAGCGGGAUAGAGCGGGAUUCGACCGGAAACCCUCUUUCUCGAGAGAAUUCGUUCCUUGACCAAUCUCAAUCAUGUCGAACGGGUGUGGAGGUUACCAUCCGGGAAGACAACGAGAUGCUGACAGGCCAAGUCUCGUCGAAAAAUGUGUAUCACCCUCGUAGCGGUGAACUUGUCAAUCCUCCUCGGUUCAUGAUUGAUCCAUCGCAUGAGCAAGCGCUGGAUCGUGUGGUACGAUGGAUGAUCUCGCCCGAUCCGAACGACCGACCUCUGGCCUUGAAUCUGCUGAGCACUGAAGGAGUACGAUGGGCAGAGGCAAGACGACGAGCUGGAGCCACAGUUUUUGAAGGCAACUGGGGACCAGCAGAUGAGGUUCUUGCUGAGGAUGCUGAAAUGAUAGAUGUCUGA
Messenger RNA from Exophiala aquamarina CBS 119918, 3468 nucleotides. RefSeq names its product WEE/WEE-UNCLASSIFIED protein kinase. Gene Ontology annotation, biological process: protein phosphorylation. The transcript has 2 exons. Lineage: Eukaryota; Fungi; Ascomycota; Eurotiomycetes; Chaetothyriales; Herpotrichiellaceae. Bases 1 to 3468 code for a protein of 1155 amino acids. Gene Ontology annotation, molecular function: ATP binding; protein kinase activity. The record is from RefSeq and is a predicted model, not a curated record.